CCUGCGAACAAAGGGGAGGCCGGCAGGGCGGGGGCGUCUGCGGCGAGCAUGGCGGACCGCAGCCUGGAAGGCAUGGCUCUGCCCCUGGAGGUGAGGGCCCGCCUGGCCGAGCUGGAGCUGGAGCUGUCGGAAGGUGACAUCACUCAAAAGGGAUAUGAAAAGAAGAGGUCAAAAUUAAUUGGAGCUUACCUUCCCCAGCCUCCAACAGCGAACGGAGCUGCCGUGGUUCGAUGUAGACUACAGCCCAGUGAAGGCGCGCCGAGGAGACCUUUCCGCUCUGCCCACAUCGGGGUGUGCGACAUCAGAGAAGCUGCAGCCCGGGAGCGGGUGGCCAGCGCAGCUGGGAACCGGCCUCUGUUUUACUUUCGUUUCGGGGUGGACCAAGCUUUGCCGCAAGAGCGCCGGGCACCUGUAACUCCUUCCUCUGCCUCUCGCUACCACCGACGAAGGUCCUCAGGGUCCCGGGAUGAACGUUAUCGAUCAGAUGUUCAUACAGAAGCUGUCCAGGCAGCUCUUGCUAAACACAAAGAAAGGAAGAUGGCAGUGCCCAUGCCUUCCAAACGUAGGUCCCUGGUUGUGCAGACCUCCAUGGAUGCCUACACACCUCCAGAUACCUCUUCUGGUUCAGAAGACGAAGGCUCGGUGCAGGGUGAUUCCCAGGGAACCCCCACCUCCAGCCAGGGCAGCAUCAACAUGGAGCAUUGGAUCAGCCAGGCCAUCCAUGGCUCCACCACCUCCACCACCUCAUCCUCCUCCACACAGAGUGGGGGUAGUGGGGCUGCCCAUAGGCUGGCAGACGUCAUGGCCCAGACACACAUAGAAAAUCAUUCAGCACCUCCUGACGUAACCACAUACACCUCAGAACACUCUAUCCAAGUGGAAAGGCCACAGGGUUCCACAACAUCCCGAACAGCACCUAAGUAUGGCAAUGCUGAGCUCAUGGAAACUGGAGAUGGUGUACCAGUAAGUAGCCGGGUAUCAGCAAAAAUCCAGCAGCUUGUCAAUACCCUCAAACGACCCAAACGGCCACCCUUAAGAGAAUUCUUUGUUGAUGACUUUGAGGAAUUGUUAGAAGUCCAACAACCAGAUCCAAACCAACCAAAGCCAGAGGGGGCCCAGAUGCUGGCCAUGCGAGGGGAGCAGUUGGGGGUAGUCACGAACUGGCCGCCCUCUUUAGAAGCUGCACUACAGCGAUGGGGGACCAUCUCUCCGAAGGCCCCCUGCCUGACUACCAUGGACACAAAUGGAAAACCCCUGUAUAUCCUCACUUACGGCAAACUGUGGACAAGAAGCAUGAAGGUAGCUUACAACAUUCUGCAUAAAUUAGGCACAAAGCAAGAGCCUAUGGUACGGCCUGGAGACAGGGUAGCUCUGGUGUUCCCCAACAAUGACCCUGCUGCUUUCAUGGUGGCCUUCUAUGGUUGCCUACUGGCUGAAGUUGUUCCUGUCCCCAUUGAAGUGCCACUCACGAGAAAGGAUGCAGGGAGCCAGCAGAUAGGUUUCUUGCUUGGAAGCUGUGGUGUUACUGUUGCCUUGACAAGUGAUGCCUGCCACAAAGGUCUACCAAAAAGCCCAACAGGAGAGAUCCCACAAUUCAAAGGUUGGCCAAAGCUGCUAUGGUUUGUCACAGAGUCAAAACACCUCUCUAAACCUCCUCGAGACUGGUUUCCACACAUCAAAGAUGCAAAUAAUGACACGGCUUAUAUUGAGUACAAGACAUGUAAGGAUGGAAGUGUGCUUGGAGUGACUGUAACAAGGAUCGCACUGCUCACGCACUGUCAGGCACUCACGCAGGCCUGUGGCUAUACAGAAGCUGAAACCAUUGUGAAUGUUCUAGACUUCAAGAAGGAUGUGGGACUCUGGCAUGGCAUCCUGACUAGUGUCAUGAACAUGAUGCACGUCAUCAGCAUCCCGUACUCGCUGAUGAAGGUAAACCCCCUCUCCUGGAUCCAGAAGGUCUGCCAGUACAAAGCAAAAGUGGCAUGUGUGAAGUCGAGAGACAUGCACUGGGCACUGGUAGCACACAGAGAUCAGAGAGAUGUCAACCUGUCUUCCCUCCGCAUGUUAAUAGUGGCUGAUGGAGCAAAUCCCUGGUCUAUUUCUUCUUGUGAUGCGUUUCUCAAUGUCUUCCAGAGUAAAGGCCUGCGACAGGAGGUCAUUUGUCCCUGUGCCAGCUCACCAGAGGCCCUCACUGUGGCCAUUCGAAGACCCACAGAUGACAGCAACCAGCCACCGGGCCGGGGUGUGUUGUCCAUGCAUGGGCUGACCUAUGGUGUCAUUCGUGUGGACUCAGAAGAGAAGCUGUCCGUGCUCACAGUACAGGAUGUUGGUCUCGUCAUGCCUGGAGCCAUCAUGUGUUCAGUGAAGCCAGAUGGAAUUCCUCAGUUGUGCAGGACAGAUGAAAUUGGGGAGCUGUGUGUGUGUGCAGUUGCCACAGGAACAUCAUAUUAUGGUCUGUCCGGCAUGACCAAGAACACCUUUGAGGUGUUUCCUAUGACGAGUUCUGGAGCUCCGAUCAGUGAAUAUCCGUUCAUAAGGACGGGGUUACUAGGGUUUGUUGGUCCUGGAGGCCUCGUCUUUGUGGUGGGUAAGAUGGAUGGCUUGAUGGUGGUCAGUGGGCGCAGACACAAUGCUGAUGACAUCGUGGCCACAGCCUUGGCCGUGGAGCCCAUGAAAUUUGUCUACAGAGGAAGGAUAGCUGUGUUCUCAGUGACUGUUCUUCAUGAUGAAAGGAUAGUGAUCGUGGCGGAGCAGAGGCCGGACUCCACAGAGGAAGAUAGCUUCCAGUGGAUGAGCAGGGUGCUGCAGGCAAUUGACAGUAUCCAUCAAGUUGGGGUUUAUUGCCUGGCCUUGGUACCAGCAAAUACCCUUCCCAAAACCCCACUUGGUGGCAUCCAUUUGUCAGAAACGAAGCAGCUUUUCCUGGAGGGCUCCCUUCACCCCUGCAACGUCCUGAUGUGCCCACACACCUGUGUCACAAACUUGCCUAAACCUCGGCAGAAGCAGCCAGAAAUUGGCCCUGCCUCUGUGAUGGUGGGAAAUCUGGUGUCUGGGAAGAGGAUUGCGCAGGCUAGUGGUAGAGACCUGGGUCAGAUAGAAGACAAUGACCAGGCCCGGAAGUUCCUGUUCCUCUCAGAGGUCUUGCAGUGGAGGGCCCAGACCACCCCGGACCAUGUGCUAUACACACUGCUCAACUGUCGGGGAACAAUAGCAAACUCACUGACGUGUGUCCAGCUUCACAAGCGUGCUGAGAAGAUAGCAGUGAUGCUGAUGGAAAGGGGCCACUUGCAGGAUGGAGACCAUGUGGCAUUAGUCUAUCCACCAGGAAUAGACCUCAUUGCAGCAUUUUAUGGUUGCCUGUAUGCAGGCUGUGUGCCGAUUACUGUGCGACCUCCACACCCACAGAACAUUGCAACGACAUUGCCUACAGUCAAGAUGAUCGUGGAGGUGAGUCGCUCUGCCUGUCUAAUGACAACACAACUGAUCUGUAAGCUGUUGCGGUCCAGGGAGGCAGCAGCAGCUGUAGAUGUUAGGACGUGGCCCCUCAUACUGGACACAGAUGAUUUGCCAAAGAAGCGGCCCGCCCAGAUCUACAAACCUUCCAACCCAGACAUGCUGGCCUAUCUUGACUUUAGUGUGUCCACAACUGGGAUGCUAGCUGGAGUAAAGAUGUCCCAUGCAGCCACCAGUGCCUUUUGCCGUUCCAUUAAGCUGCAGUGUGAGCUUUACCCUUCUAGAGAAGUGGCCAUCUGCUUGGACCCUUACUGUGGACUUGGAUUUGUCCUCUGGUGCCUCUGCAGUGUAUACUCAGGGCACCAGUCCAUUCUGAUCCCACCCUCUGAGCUGGAGACCAACCCUGCCUUGUGGCUUCUUGCUGUGAGUCAGUACAAAGUCCGGGACACCUUUUGUUCCUACUCAGUGAUGGAGCUUUGCACCAAGGGUCUGGGCUCACAAACCGAGUCCCUCAAGGCACGAGGACUGGACUUGUCCCGAGUAAGGACCUGUGUGGUUGUGGCAGAAGAACGUCCCAGGAUUGCCCUUACACAGUCUUUCUCAAAGCUCUUUAAGGACCUGGGCCUCCACCCACGGGCUGUUAGCACUUCAUUUGGCUGUCGAGUGAACCUAGCCAUUUGCUUGCAGGGGACAUCGGGACCUGACCCCACCACCGUCUAUGUUGACAUGAGAGCCCUGAGACAUGACAGAGUCCGGUUGGUAGAAAGAGGAUCUCCUCACAGCUUGCCCCUGAUGGAGUCAGGAAAGAUACUGCCUGGAGUUCGGAUCAUAAUUGCCAAUCCAGAAACAAAAGGUCCACUGGGGGAUUCUCACCUUGGAGAGAUAUGGGUCCACAGUGCCCACAAUGCCAGUGGCUAUUUUACCAUUUAUGGAGAUGAAUCUCUCCAGUCUGAUCAUUUCAAUUCCCGGUUGAGUUUUGGAGACACGCAGACCAUUUGGGCACGAACAGGCUACCUGGGCUUCCUGCGGAGAACUGAGCUUACAGAUGCAAAUGGAGAGCGUCAUGAUGCCCUGUAUGUGGUGGGAGCACUGGAUGAAGCCAUGGAGCUGCGGGGCAUGAGGUACCACCCAAUAGACAUUGAGACUUCAGUCAUCAGAGCCCAUAAAAGUGUCACGGAAUGUGCUGUGUUUACCUGGACAAACCUGUUGGUGGUUGUGGUUGAACUCGACGGGUCAGAGCAGGAAGCCUUGGACCUGGUUCCCUUAGUGACCAACGUGGUCUUAGAGGAGCACUAUCUGAUUGUAGGAGUGGUGGUUGUGGUGGACAUUGGGGUGAUUCCAAUUAACUCCCGGGGGGAGAAGCAGCGGAUGCACCUGCGAGACGGGUUCUUGGCAGACCAGCUCGAUCCCAUCUACGUGGCCUACAACAUGUAGUUCCGUCUCUUUGGACUUCAUGGACUUUUCUAGGGAUAUGAACUUUUUUUCUCAGUGUCCACCAAAAUGUGCAGACACAGAGGCCAUGUUCACCAGUGCAGAGCCUGGUGUCGUAGGCUUGGAGGGGAGGACUUCUCAGAGCAGUCACCCUGGCAAGGAGAUGAAAUGUGAAUUUACUGCUGGAUUUUGUUCAGAAGGACUUUGGAUUACUGCCUUCGGUUUAUUGGAAAAGCUCAUUUCAAUAACUUUCUUUUCUGUUUUUUUUUUUUUUAAUUAUUGGAUAAUAAGUGCUCUCUUCGUAAAUGUGGUAUUUUGUUAAGCCGAAAUAGCAAUUAAAAAAAUUAUUCUCCCCUCCAGAUGGGUUCUUUUAAGCAGUUUAUGUACAUGUGAUAAGAAGUUGCUUUUUCUGUUUUAAUGUGUCAUGAAACCUUAAUGACAUGGAUCUGUUACUAAUUUAAGCCAUUGCUAGAUCUCGCCCUUCUAGGAAUGUUUAUUGAGGUACGAGAAUCCUUCCAGGUAGCACCUUCCAAUUAGAGUUUAGCAGCUUUCUUUGUCAGAAAUGUGCUAAAUAAACAGAGGCCAAUCUAUGGCCUUUGGAGUUAACAUAGAACGAGAAGCAAUUAUAAAUAAGGUAUUUCGGCAACUAUCUUGCAAGUAUCUUUGUACUAAACUAAAAAGAUAAAAUAAGUUAACUUCCUCAAUAUGUAAUUAUGUAAAAAUGUUUAAUUUAUUUUGAUCUCUUUAGAAAUAUAAAAGAAAAAAACAUUCAAGAACAUUAAAAGUCUUGUAAUGUUUGCUAAUAUAAAAAAUGUUGUAUUAUCUUGCGUGGAUAGUAUCACAACAAAUAUAUAUAUGAAAUAUAAAUUCACUAAAUGAACAAAGGAAAUUUUAAAGUUUAAAUGCAGAACUUGUCACUUGCAUGGUACGCCCUUCACUGUAUUCACACACUUUGCUAUUGCAAGCAGUACAGAUUGCCAGUGACCCUGUCUCAAACCAGAGGCCAGCAAGUGGGAUAAGUACCAUAUCUAAGGUGGGGAAGGAAUUUAAAGCUGAUUGUACACUAUUUUUUCUUUGCUGUGGGGGACAACAGUGAAUGUGUUAUGCCAGCAUGUGCCAAUUACAUUGAGGGGGCUCUAGGUUGGCAAAUUGCACUGUUUAUCUGCAAGAAUUCAUUAUGCAAUGUUUUUAUUUUUUAUUUUAACAUUUUUGUUAGUAUCACUCUUUCUGUUCUUGGUAUGAAAAGAAUGAUAUUCUCUGGCCAUGCAAUGCACCAGGUGUCAUUGAUUCCCAACCCCCUUUCCAGUAGCCUCUGUAUAAGUGGAUAGAUGUCCAAAUAGCUUUGAGGAAUAAACUUUCAGUCUGUUUUGUGAACUUCUGGUCAUAGGAGUUUCCAAGCAUGGCCUUGGGCAGCCCCUAUCCUAGGGACUUAAAUUAGCAGAGCUCUAGUUGAAGCGAGAAGUCUUGCCAGCCACUUCUCUGUACCACCUACAGGGGAACCUGUCCCAGGUGCUACCUGCCCACCUUUUGAUUUGUAGAGUACAUCUACAUCUGUGUGUUUCUAAGUCAAGCUGGCCUGGCUGCGCUCAAGUAAGGAGGGGAAAGCAGUGCAUGAGGGAUUCAUUUUGUAGUUGUCCAGUAUGACCCUGCAGUGGCUCUUAGUACUGGAGCUGCCUGACUGUGAUCACUGCUAGGCAGAACUGAUGCUUCAUGGCUCCAGAGGUAAGGUCUUUGUCUGCCUUUUUUCAUGCAGCUAGCAGGACACAAGAGCUUUGCUUGACUUCUGAGAUCCACAACUGAUUGCUUUUUAAAAAUAAUUUUAAGUGGCGCAUUUUUAAGAAUCUGCAUAUUUAGAACAUCCUUCCAUCUGCACAAACGGUCUGAUUUUGUUAAUGCUCACUGCUGUGUAUGAGUGCUCUAUACAUGCUUCAGUUACACAUUCCUACCAUCCUCAGCUUCCAAAUUGGGAAAGUCCCCACUACAUACAGAAAAAAAAUCAUUUUCAGAUGCAUGUGCACACACACAUUGCUUAAGGGAAAGUUGGUUUGAGGUUCCAAAUAAGAUAAAGAUACAUUAUUGUAGUGUGUGAGAAAUCUUAGACCCAGGUGAUGCUAGAAAGCAAAACAAAUUUAGCUGUCACUCCAAACACAGUUUAACUUUCACCAUAUCAACUUGACAUCCAAGGAAGGCGAACCCUGCCAUGCAGUUGGGAAAGCAGUUGACAGCAGGUCUCUUCUGUCUGUAUCUUUUCAUCUCUGAUGUUAGACUUUAGGUUCAAGAGAGCUGGUGGAUUGAGAGCAAAGCUUAGUUGUGCAAGAAAAAGGAAAGGCGACACUUAAGUACCACCAGUUUCAGCAAUAAGGAAGGAUCGUUCUGUAUUAGAAAUUGUACUGUAGAUAAAUCAUUCAUGAGAAUGUAAAAAAAGAAAAAAAAAUGUUGUCUUGUGACCUUGUGCUUUUGAAGUCAGCCAAAAUCGUGUAAUCUACUUGCACAAAAGGAGGGUUCACAAUGAAUAUUGGAACACAGACCUAAUCAAACAGGAGGAGAUUCCACAUGGUGCUUGUUUAUUAUAUAUAUUUAAUCCUGCUUGACACUUUACCCAAGGGAACGGUCCCUUUUAUCAGUUGAAUGUUAGCAGCGUUAUUUCAGAGUGUGGUGACUGGUUUGAGAAACUCAUGUACUCUACCAAUCACAGUUUCAAACAAAAUUUUUAUGUGCAAAGGACAGCAACCUUCUUGUAUGUUCAACCACCAGUACGCUUUGUACAUCUGUGAUAACGCCUGUUUUAUAUUCAAAUGAACAAAUAAAAGCUUUUAUUUUUGUUGCUCUGAAAAUAGCAGUUUCUUAAUUGGUACCCUGGAAAAAUGAGACAGACCCACUUCCAUGUCAGGAAGGAAGUAAUUCCUACCAGGAAAUGUAUCUGACUCUGUUUACAUAAUUUGUUGCGUAAUUUAGUAUAGAUGAUCGUACUUGAAAGAUGUUUAAAUUUUGAUGUGGGCAUUUCUGGUUAACAACAAUUCCUAUGGCAACAAAUGUUUUGUGAAAUGUUUUUUUUAAUUCUUUUAAAUAUAUCUGAAUAUAUUUGUUCACA
This is a messenger RNA of Jaculus jaculus (lesser Egyptian jerboa), 7975 nucleotides long. RefSeq names its product disco interacting protein 2 homolog C (gene Dip2c). Lineage: Eukaryota; Metazoa; Chordata; Mammalia; Rodentia; Dipodidae. The coding region runs from base 49 to 4887 and encodes 1612 amino acids. The record is from RefSeq and is a predicted model, not a curated record. The transcript has 38 exons.